AUCUCGGCGCAUGUUUUCUUCUUGUUUUAUUUUCUUUUGUUAUUCAACGCUGGACUUCUAAUGAGAUUCUUUACAAAAGGUGGUCGGUUUCUAAUAGCCGGCAUUCUGCCGGGCAUUGACCGUAAUGCCGAUGAUAUUGUCGAUAAGGAAAGCCCAACUUACAAGUCGUUUUUGGAAAACAAGAGACCGGAAGAAACCGGCAUGGAACGACUAAAACAAAUGUUUACCGUAGAUGAAUUUGGCAGCAUAUCAUCAGAAGUUAACUCUAUAUACCAGGCAGGAUUUCUGGGAUUUCUUGUGGGAGCCAUUUACGGAGGUGUUACACAAUCGCGGGUCAGCUACAUGAAUUUCAUGGAGAAUAAUCAAGCCACGGCUUUCAAGUCACAUUUGGAUGCCAAGAAAAAGCUGCAGGAUCAGUUUACAGUGAACUUUGCCAAGGGCGGAUUCAAAUGGGGCUGGCGUGUGGGUCUCUUCACCACAUCCUACUUCGGCAUCAUCACCUGUAUAUCUGUUUAUCGCGGCAAAUCGUCCAUUUACGAGUACUUGGCAGCAGGUUCCCUCACUGGAGCCAUGUACAAGGUAAACUUGGGUUUGCGGGGCAUGGCUGCUGGAGGCAUAAUUGGUGGAUUCAUGGGCGGCGUUGCGGGCGUGGCUUCGCUGCUGUUGAUGAAGGCAUCAGGCACCUCCAUGGAGGAGGUGCGGUACUGGCAAUAUAAAUGGCGCGAACAGCGGGAUGAUAACAUCCAACAAGCGUUCAGGAACCAGGCCCAAAAAGAUGCUCCAGAACUUUUUACAGCGCACGACACUCGCGUGGGCGAAAAGAUCACAUUGGACUCGGUCAAAUGAAUAAUACACUUAAUAUUUGUUAGGUUUUAUGUUGAAAUAUUUAAAGUUUAAACAAUA
This is a messenger RNA of Drosophila innubila, 903 nucleotides long. RefSeq names its product RPII140-upstream gene protein (gene 140up). The record is from RefSeq and is a predicted model, not a curated record. The transcript has 4 exons. Gene Ontology annotation, cellular component: mitochondrion. NCBI's taxonomy places the organism in Eukaryota, Metazoa, Arthropoda, Insecta, Diptera, Drosophilidae. Bases 61 to 846 code for a protein of 261 amino acids.